This is a messenger RNA of Cladophialophora yegresii CBS 114405, 573 nucleotides long. RefSeq lists its product as uncharacterized. The record is from RefSeq and is a predicted model, not a curated record. NCBI's taxonomy places the organism in Eukaryota, Fungi, Ascomycota, Eurotiomycetes, Chaetothyriales, Herpotrichiellaceae. Bases 1 to 573 code for a protein of 190 amino acids. The transcript has a single exon.
AUGUCCGAACAACAGCACUCUCAUUCUCACGACCAUUCUCAUGGUCAUGACCACUCUCAUUCCGGUCCUGCUCAUCUGUUCCAGGCCACCUCGCCAGAUGAUCAACCACCUGAUGAUUGGAAAGAGAGUGGUGUUCGAGUGAUUCCCGCAGGCAGUCUAGAUACCAACACACCUCAAACUCCAGGUAUGAACCGUGCCGCUGCGAUCACGAAUGCACGUGUCGGGGCGCAGAGACUCUGGGCCGGCACGGUCAAAAUACAUGCCAACGCCAAGACUGGAGCUCAUCACCACGGCCAUCUAGAAAGCGUGAUCUAUGUCGUCAAGGGCAAGGCGCGAAUGAGAUGGGGUGACAAGUUGCAGUUUACCGCGGAGGCUGGGCCUGGCGACUUCAUCUACGUACCACCAUACGUGCCACAUCAGGAAAUCAACGCGAUGGAGCACGAGGAGCUGGAAUGCGUCCUGAUGAGGAGUGAUGACUCGGCCAUCGCUGUAAACAUCCCAGACCUCGUCCCGGUGGAAGAUCCUGAACAAGUGAAGUGGGUGGAUCCCACACAUCCCACCGGAGGAGUGUGA